AUGAUUUCCGCAUCAGCUGUUAACCGUGCAAAGAUGUUGCUGGGACAUAUUCGUUCAUUUUCCACUUCUUCCGCCUUAUCAAACAAAAUCAAGGUCAAAAACCCAAUUGUUGAGAUGGAUGGUGAUGAAAUGACAAGAAUCAUAUGGCACAAGAUUAAGGACGAUUUGAUUCACCCAUAUUUGGAUGUUGAUUUGAAGUAUUACGAUUUAGGAAUUGAAAACCGUGAUGCCACUAGCGAUCAAGUAACAGUUGAUGCUGCUCACGCAAUUCAAAAAUACGGGGUAGGUGUCAAAUGUGCAACCAUCACACCAGAUGAAGCUAGAGUUAAAGAAUUCGGUUUAAAAAAAAUGUGGGUUUCGCCAAAUGGUACAAUUAGAAAUAUUUUGAAUGGUACUGUGUUCAGAGAAAGUAUUAUUAUUCCAAGUGUACCUCGUUUUGUUCCCGGAUGGAAAAAGCCAAUUGUUAUAGGAAGGCAUGCAUUUGGUGAUCAGUACAAGGCUACUGACUUAGUCAUCAAGGAACCAGGUACUUUGGAGUUGAGAUUCACCCCAGACAAUGGUGGUGAAGCUCAAGUACAUAAGGUAUAUCAAUACACCAGCCCAGGUGUCGGAUUAGCUAUGUACAACACUGAUGAAUCAAUCAAUGGUUUUGCUCAUGCAUCAUUCAGAAUGGCAUUGAGUAAAAACUUGCCAUUGUACAUGUCUACCAAAAACACCAUUUUGAAAAAGUACGAUGGUAGAUUCAAAGACAUUUUCCAAGAGAUUUACGAUAAGGAAUAUAAGGAACAAUUUAAAAAGCAAGGAUUAUGGUAUGAACAUAGAUUAAUCGAUGAUAUGGUUGCUCAAAUGAUUAAAUCACAAGGUGGAUUUGUUAUGGCCUUGAAGAAUUACGAUGGUGAUGUUCAAUCUGAUAUUGUCGCUCAAGGUUUUGGCUCCCUUGGUUUAAUGACUUCGGUCUUGGUUACUCCAGAUGGAUCAGCUUUUGAGUCAGAAGCUGCUCAUGGAACCGUCACUAGACAUUAUAGAUUAUAUCAACAGGGUAAAGAAACAUCAACCAAUUCAAUUGCAUCCAUUUAUGCUUGGACUAGAGGUCUUGCUCAAAGAGGUAGAUUGGAUAAUACUCCAGAAGUUGUUGAGUUUGCCAACAAGUUGGAGAAGUCUACCAUUGACACUGUUCAAAUUGAUGGAAUCAUGACUAAAGACUUAGCCUUGACCAUGGGUAAGACCGAUAGAUCUAGUUAUGUAACCACUUUUGAGUUCUUGGAUGCUGUUGCAAACAGAUUGAAACAAUAA
Molecule: messenger RNA, 1293 nt
Organism: Lodderomyces orthopsilosis Co 90-125
Lineage: Eukaryota; Fungi; Ascomycota; Pichiomycetes; Serinales; Debaryomycetaceae
Gene: IDP1
Product: isocitrate dehydrogenase (NADP(+))
Exons: 1
Coding region: 1-1293 (430 amino acids)
Biological process (GO): isocitrate metabolic process
Cellular component (GO): mitochondrion
Molecular function (GO): magnesium ion binding; isocitrate dehydrogenase (NADP+) activity; NAD binding
Source: RefSeq, a predicted model, not a curated record